UGACGAAUACGCUAUUUUUCACUAACUUUAUUUCUUAAUUCUUAGUGAAAGUGUUUUUUACUAUAAGUAAUUUAGGAAAAGUUUUCGCUGUUUUUCUAUUCAUCAUGAGUACACUGGAGGAAGAACCGGAGACGAAGAAGGACCACAUAAAUAAAAUAGUCCUUUCCGAAGAGGUACAGCUGGCGAUCGAACAGGUACUGCAAAGUUCUGAUCCUCUUGACCAUCCAGACUUCGAUGCAACCGAGUACGUUAACCAGCUGUUUCCGAACGAACAAUCGUUGUCCAACAUUGAUGACGUUAUCACGAAAAUGGAAUAUGAUAUAAGUUCAAUAGAUGAUAACAUACGGAGUGUAGUCCGUGGUCAGGUAAACACAGGAGAAAACGGAAGGGCUGCUCUGAAGGAAGCACAACAAUCUAUUACACAGUUGUUUGCGUUGAUAACAGAUAUCAAAUCUAGAGCAGAGAAAACGGAAGAUAUGGUCAAGGAAAUCACACGGGACAUCAAGCAGCUAGAUUCAGCCAAAAAUAAUUUGACUUAUGCGAUUACAACAUUAAAUCACCUUCAUAUGCUGGUUGGCGGAGUGGAAAAUUUAAAACGCCUAGCGGAACGUCGUCAGUAUGGAGAAAUACUAAAUCCGCUACAGGCUAUUAUUGAAGUUAAUCAGCACUUUCAGCAGUACUCGGAAAUUGUUCAAAUACAGACACUGUCGUCACAGGUGCAACAGAUUCAAACCGAAUUAGCGACGCAAAUUACGGACGAUUUUAAACAUUUUUUCGCACCCCUGCAAAGUUCAGGUCACACCGGAAAUCGUAUGACAAUAACGCAACUUAAAGAUGCAUGCCAAGUUGCUUCUGUGCUCGAUAAACCAGUUAAAAAGAACAUUCUGAAGUGGUAUAUAAAUUUGCAGUUACAAGAAUAUGUUCAACUAUUUCACGAAAACCAGGACAUUGCAUGGCUUGAUAAAAUCGACAAGCGGUAUGCUUGGCUCAAACGGCACUUGCUGGAUUUUGAAGAAAAGUACGGUAGUAUCUUUCCUGCUGAUUGGGAGAUUUCAGAGCACAUCACCAUUCAGUUUUGCACGAUCACGCGUGAAGAGCUUACAAAAAUAAUGAGUCGAAGACGGACAGAAAUUGACGUCAAACUUCUUCUGUUUGCUAUCCAAAAAACAACGAGCUUCGAACAGCUGUUGGACAAACGUUUCAAUGGAAUCACACUCGGAGAAAUGAAUCCAGCUAAUAAUGCUAAUGAAAAAGCAUCAUUCAUGGAUCUGAUAGGCGUAUGUUUUAAGUCGUAUCUGGAUAUCUACACGGACAGUGUCGACCGUAGUCUAGCGGAAUUGAUUCUACAGUUUGCCCAGCAGAAUAUUCAGCAGCUAUUGCCUAAGGACGGAAAUGUGUCAGUUAUUCCCAAUUGUGCAGAAUUGUUCGUUUUCUACAAGAAAUGCAUGGUUCAAUGCACCCAGUUGAGUAACGAAAAGCCGAUGUACGAUUUGACACUCAUUUUCAAAAAGUACUUACGCGAGUAUGCCAUCAAAGUUCUGGAAGCCAGGAUUCCCAAGUUGCAGCAGACAAGUUCGACAACUUCAUCGAUUAGCAACAGCAUGUCAUUGCUUACGAAAGACUUGCAAAACCUGUCCACGGCAGCCGGACAGGUUAUACACAACUUUCUAAAGGAAGGGGAAGCACCACGGUAUAAUUUGGACGACAUUCGGAAGAUUUGUUACGUGCUUGCUACUGCAGAAUACUGCUUGGAAACAGUCCAACAACUGGAGGAUAAACUCAAAGAGAAAAUAGAAAAAAGCUACGUUAGCCGCGUAGAUCUUUCGGACGAGAAAGACGUUUUCCAUAGAAUCAUUUCCAACUGCAUUCAGCUGUUGGUUCAGGACCUUGAUACUGGGUGUGAACAGUCUCUAACGCUGAUGACAAAAAUGGCCUGGCACAAUAUAAGCAACGUCGGUGAUCAGAGCGGAUUUGUCAAUCAGAUCGUGACUAACUUGAAACAGUUUGUUCCGGUAGUUCGUGACAACCUAGCUGCCAGUCGAAAAUACUACACACAAUUCUGUCACAAGUUUGUCAAUUCGUUCAUUCCAAAGUAUAUCAACACAUUGCUCAAACUGCGACCAACAACCGCCGGAUCCAGUACUUCUUCUUCUAUGGUAACAAGUGCUUCGAGUUCUAGUAUCUCGGAAGCGGCCAAUAAUGCAUCAACUGGCAAUUCAACCAGUGGAAAUAUUUUGGGUUGCGAGCAACUUUUGCUGGACACACAUAGCUUGAAGACUGUGCUCUUGGAUUUGCCAUCGAUUGGGUCGCAAGUCCAGCGGAAACCACCCGCUAGCUAUACCAAGGUGGUAGUAAAGGGAAUGGCAAAAGCGGAAAUGAUCAUCAAAGUGGUCAUGCAGUCCAUUCACCCUGUUACACUUUACAUCGAACAGUAUCUUAAGAUGUUACCAGAGAGUAACAUGACUGAAUUCCACAAGAUCCUGGAAAUGAAGAGUGUACGAAAAAUCGAACAGCAACAAUUGGUGGAAUUGUAUAAGCGCUCCUGCCCGCAGGGGCCAUCGAGUGGCGGAAGCACAACCGAAGGAACCGCUGUGGUUACUCACAGUGGAGGCGACGUACUACUGAGCCAGUCACAACAGGCAGCAGCCACGGCAGCAGCUGCUCUUAGUGGUGCUGGUUCGAGCAUUAUCGCUCUUGGUGAUUCUUUAAUGGAUAGAGGUAGGAUAAAGAAGAUAGAAAAUUUGAUAAAGAAUCGAUUGCCUAACUAAAACGAAAACCUGUUGGAAAAGAGUUCGAAAGCUGGUACUUGCUACAGAAUAAUAUAUGCU
This is a messenger RNA of Sabethes cyaneus, 2828 nucleotides long. RefSeq names its product vacuolar protein sorting-associated protein 53 homolog (gene Vps53). The coding region runs from base 105 to 2768 and encodes 887 amino acids. The transcript has 4 exons. NCBI's taxonomy places the organism in Eukaryota, Metazoa, Arthropoda, Insecta, Diptera, Culicidae. The record is from RefSeq and is a predicted model, not a curated record. Gene Ontology annotation, cellular component: GARP complex. Gene Ontology annotation, biological process: retrograde transport, endosome to Golgi.